AUGGUGACCGUGGCCCAAGGCCUGCUGAUGGUGGUGGCCAUGGCUGAGUUCCUCAUCGGCGUUGUUGGGAACGGAGUCCUUAUGGUUUGGAGUAUUGGAGAAUGGACCAAGAGAGCCAGACAGUCCACCUACAGCCGCAUCAUCCUGGGCCUGGCAUCCUGCCGCUUUCUCCUGCAGUGGUUGAUCAUGACAGAGCUGAACCUGUUCCUGCUCUUCCAGAGCAGUCGCUGGCUCUGCUACCUCAGUGUCACCUGGGUCCUGGUGAGCCAGGCCAGCCUGUGGUUCACCACCUUCCUGAGCAUCUUCUACUGCUUGAAGAUCACCACCUUCAAACACCCUGCGUACGUGUGGCUGAAGAAGCAGGCCUAUGGCCUGAGCUUCUGGGCCCUUGUUGGCUACUUGAUCAUCACUUUGCUUCUCCUGACCCACAUGGCCCAACAGCCCUACAUGCCCUCCCAGGGGAACAGCAGCAUUCCGCACCCCUUUUUGAGCUGGCAUUACUUUCACAUAUUCCUCUUCAAUUCGGGAAGUUGGCUGCCUUUCUCGCUGUUUCUGCUGUACUCUGGGAUGCUGAUGGUCUCUCUGUACAGACACCACCGGAUGAUGAAGGUCUUCACAAUGGGCAGGAGGGACGUCCAGGCCCAGGCUCAUGUCACAGCCCUGCGGUCCCUGGGCUGCUUCCUGGUUCUCCACAUCGUGUAUGUCCUGGCCAGCCCCAUCUCUAUCACCGCCAAGUGGUCCACCCUGGAUCUCACCUCCGUCUUCUUCUCCGAGACCCUCAUGGCUGCCUCCCCCUCUCUUCACUCUGCUCUGCUGGUUCUGGGCAACCCAAGGGUCAGGCAGCCUUGGCAGAGAAUCCUGCAGAAGCUGGUGCAUGCCUGUAGAGGUGGUGGCCCAUGA
Molecule: messenger RNA, 900 nt
Organism: Orycteropus afer afer
Lineage: Eukaryota; Metazoa; Chordata; Mammalia; Tubulidentata; Orycteropodidae
Gene: TAS2R5
Product: taste 2 receptor member 5
Exons: 1
Coding region: 1-900 (299 amino acids)
Biological process (GO): detection of chemical stimulus involved in sensory perception of bitter taste; G protein-coupled receptor signaling pathway; sensory perception of taste
Cellular component (GO): membrane
Molecular function (GO): bitter taste receptor activity; G protein-coupled receptor activity
Source: RefSeq, a predicted model, not a curated record